AUCGGUCGAAAAAACCCAUUAAUAAGUAAAGAAGAAAUUAGUGAUAUACAAAAGAUAAGUGGUUUGUAAGAAAGAAAAUAAAAAAUGGCAACCUUUGUUCCCGAUGCAGAAAACGUUAAAGCAAAGGCUUUGCAAGCUUUUGUCCAAGAAUUUGGUGUCGAAGCAGUCAUUUGUGCUUGUGCACCUGGUCGCGUGAAUUUAAUUGGCGAACAUACGGAUUACAAUGAAGGAUUUGUAUUGCCAAUGGCAUUACCUAUGGUCACAAUAAUAGCUGGAAGACCAAAUAAUAGGAAAGAUUGUAAGAUUAUUUCUCUUAAUGAAAAUAUUGGUUCAUUACGCCAAGUUGAAUUUGAUAUCAGUGUUAAAGAAAAUAUAAAAACAGGAGAACCCAAGUGGGCUAAUUAUAUAAAAGGAUGUAUUGCAUAUUUUCCAUAUGAUUUGUCUGGCUUUGAUGCCGUGAUAGUCUCAACAGUACCUGUAGGAGCAGGUUUAAGUAGUUCUGCUGCUUUAGAAGUGGCAACGUAUACAUUUCUUGAAGCAAUGACUGGUCAUAAACUGGAAAAAACUGAAGACAAGGCUUUAGCAUGUCAACGAGUAGAACAUGAUUUUGCUGGAGUACCAUGCGGUAUAAUGGAUCAAUUCAUUUCUGUGAUGGGAAAGGAAGGUUGUGCACUUCUCUUAGAUUGUAGAGAUCUGUCAACCAAACAUAUACCUAUGAAAGAAAUAAAUGAUUAUGUUUUUCUAAUUACAAAUUCAAAUGCACCUCACAAAUUAAGUAGUAGUGCUUAUUGCAAACGUAGAGAUUGUUGUUACGAGGCUGUAAAAAAGCUUAACAUAAAGAGCUUAAGAGAGGCAACAAUAGAUAGUAUUGAUGUGCUAAAAUCACAGAAUGUCUCUGAAGAGAUGUUGAAAAGAGCUCGUCAUGUAAUCAAUGAAAUUCAAAGGACAAUCAAUGCUACAGUUGCUCUUGAAAAGGGUGAUUUUGUACAGUUUGGUCAUUUAAUGAAUGAAAGUCAUGAAUCUUUACGAAAUGAUUAUGAGGUGUCUUCCAAGGAACUUGAUACUUUGGUAGCUGCAGCUAGAGAAGUUAAUGGUGUUUUAGGAAGUCGUUUAACUGGAGCAGGUUUUGGUGGUUGCACUGUUACUUUAUUAGAAAAAAGAGCAAUUGAUAAUGUCAUUCAAAAUAUAAAAGCAAAGUAUACAGGAACUCCAUCUUUUUAUAUUGCAAAACCAGCAAAUGGAGCAAGAGAAAUGGAUAUAAAGUGCUAAAUAUAAAGAAAUGAAAUUGGGAAGAAAAGAUAUGUAAUAACAAAGGAACAAGAAUCUUUAUAAUGCAAUUUUCAACUAGAAGGACAAGGGUAUGUAGUGAUAUUUAAGAAUAAAAAAUGAUAACAAUAUUGAAACUUCAUAAAAAAUUGUAUUGUUAAUAUAAGAACAUAAUUUGUCUUCUGAUGAAUGAACUCUGAUUAUGUGAUUUUAAAAUGUAUAGUUUUGUUAUAUGCACUUGUACGUGUAAACGUAAUCUGUUAAUGAAAAGAAAUUCUUUACUAAUAUGUUUAUAUAGAAAUAUUUUCAAUAUACAUAUAGUCUAAAGUAAAUAGAAUAACAAAGGAAGGAUAGGAACUAAACGAUUCCUUGUUUUAAAAACUAUGUACAAAUUUCUUAUAUCUCUAUUAGGUAUGGGAAGUAAGUACACAUUUUAUUUGUAAAAAUAAGAUGGACAUUUGAGGCAUACCAAAGAAUUCUUAGUAUAUAUCAAGUACUUAAGAAUUGUAACAUUUAAUAAUACGAUGUAUAAUAAAAGGUAUUGUUACGAA
Vespula pensylvanica (western yellowjacket) is the source of this 1817-nucleotide messenger RNA. RefSeq names its product galactokinase-like. Gene Ontology annotation, cellular component: cytosol; cytoplasm. The coding region runs from base 85 to 1269 and encodes 394 amino acids. The transcript has 7 exons. Gene Ontology annotation, biological process: galactose metabolic process; carbohydrate phosphorylation. Gene Ontology annotation, molecular function: galactokinase activity; ATP binding. Lineage: Eukaryota; Metazoa; Arthropoda; Insecta; Hymenoptera; Vespidae. The record is from RefSeq and is a predicted model, not a curated record.